AUGACCAGAAGAGCCAAACUGCCUCCUGGUCCUGUACCAUUUCACGUUCUCGGAAAUCUGCCUCAACUAGCACUUCACAUCUGGCAGAAAGGCUCUUUGCUGAGAGCGCUCAGAGAUUAUCAAAAAGAAUAUGGUGAAAUCUUCACUCUGUGGAUGGGCCCUAUGCCAACAGUACAUAUUGCUUCUUUGGAGUUGUCCCAUGAACUCAUGGUUAAGCAAGGAAACAACUAUGCUGAUAGAUGGUCUCCCUACAUGUUCCAGUACAUUAGAAACGGGAGAGGCAUAGGAUUUUCCAAUGGCGACUAUUGGCAAGAUCAGAGACGAUUCACCUUACAAACGCUUAGGAAUUUUGGAGUUGGACGGAAUCUGAUUGAGGAGAGGAUUAUGUUGGAAUUCGAUUUGAGAAGUGCUGAGCUAGAUCAGAAAAUAAAAAACAACAAAAACCAUGUCGAAGAUGCGAAAGAGUUUAUGAAC
Messenger RNA from Auanema sp. JU1783, 474 nucleotides. NCBI's taxonomy places the organism in Eukaryota, Metazoa, Nematoda, Chromadorea, Rhabditida, Rhabditidae. The record is from the annotation of a GenBank genome assembly.